Nicotiana tabacum (common tobacco) is the source of this 706-nucleotide messenger RNA. RefSeq lists its product as uncharacterized. The record is from RefSeq and is a predicted model, not a curated record. NCBI's taxonomy places the organism in Eukaryota, Viridiplantae, Streptophyta, Magnoliopsida, Solanales, Solanaceae.
UAAAGCAACAAAAGAGGAAAAAAAAGAGAACUAAUACAAGAGAUAGAUAGAGAGAACUGAACUUUUUUUGGAGUUGUAUUCUUCUGUUGUAAAAAAAGUUAUUACUUAUUAAUGGAAGUAGAAGAUGAUUUGUUUUUUGCAGAUUUGAGCAAGCAAAUCUCUCUUUUAAUAAUGGAUGAUGAUGAAGAUGAAAACGCUUCAGCUUAUCGCCCUUCUACUGACUCUCUUCAGGUAUUUUCACAAGUAAUCCAUCCAGCUAUAAGAACACCAUAUGUAAAUGAACAGAAUAGUAGAAGAGAAAGCAAAGGAACUGGAGUUUUUAUCCCUCGUUCUUCACAUCCAAGAAGAAAAAACAGACAAGGCAGACAUUUUUCGUCCAACACCAAGAUCCAAGGACACACUGAAACAGAACUGAAUCAAGUCACUUAUAACAAUAACCUACCUUAUUAUAAUUCACUAAAUCCUAGAAAAUUUUCUUAAAUCAUGUUUAAGAUUCAAGAAUUUACACAACUAAAUAAGAUAACUAAUUAUUGUGUACAGAGGGAUAUCCUUCUUUUAAUUUGUAGUAGUAUGUUUUAGAGAGGUUCAGCCCAAGGCAAAAGUGCCUCUCUUUGUUCGUGGGAGUUGAUUAUUGUUUCUAUGUUUGAUAUUGUGUAAGCUUGAUCAUGGUAUUAAAUACAAUUGUUUCUUUUAUUUUGCUCAUUUA